Haliotis rufescens (red abalone) is the source of this 4196-nucleotide messenger RNA. Its product is annotated as beta-hexosaminidase subunit beta-like. The record is from RefSeq and is a predicted model, not a curated record. The coding region runs from base 230 to 2179 and encodes 649 amino acids. The transcript is spliced from 14 exons. Gene Ontology annotation, biological process: carbohydrate metabolic process; glycosaminoglycan metabolic process; ganglioside catabolic process. NCBI's taxonomy places the organism in Eukaryota, Metazoa, Mollusca, Gastropoda, Lepetellida, Haliotidae. Gene Ontology annotation, molecular function: beta-N-acetylhexosaminidase activity. Gene Ontology annotation, cellular component: membrane.
UCCUGCUCAACACAGCUAUAGUUCAAUGCACAUAUUUAGCUUUUUGAUAGCAUUUUUUACAAACAGUUGGAAUUUACAAAAUGUCAUCGUGCCCUGCACAUGAUCGUCUUUUGACCCAGCGCGAGCCUCUGUGAUGACGUCACUCCAACUCAAGCUCCACACAGCGUUCUACACAUCCGUAUUCAACAGGCACAGUCGCAUGUCUGAAUCCGAGUUGUCAUAUUAAAAUAUGGAUACAAAUUUAUUAUUGACACUGUUGAUUCUGGCCACAGGGUGCAUGGCGGCUCAGAAGCGCCAAAGAGAAAGGCUCUACAGAGGGUCCAGAAGGCCGAACAAUCAUAUUUACCGAGCUUCUGGUAAAGGUCGUGGAGGAAAGGUCAGGGGUGAUAUGCUGCAGAACUUGCUGCCGUAUGAGGCCGUGGAGAACGUUCCGGUGAAGGAAAGGAUGGACGUGUCCUUGUGGCAAACCAGAGGGCAGGCGAAACCAAACCGACGUCGCCCAAAGAGAUGGAUCAAAGGUCAAUUUCAUCUGCAAAUGCAAACAGGUCCCACAGAAACGGAUCGUGAGUUUUCAAACGAUUAUCGAAGUAAAACACACGAGUCCUACCUGACAGAGGCAAGACUUGGAAGACACGGUCUACCCUGGCCAUUACCACGUCACUUCCGGUCGGACUCCAACAUGGUUUAUCAGCUGGAUACUAACUUCCGGUUUGUUAUUGGCCCGCUGUCUCGGUCGUGUGUCACGCUAACCAGGGCCCUGAGACGCUACUACGUCAUCAUUACGGGUCGACUACCCCGAAGACAAUCAGUUGUCGUCAGAGAUGAGGAAGAGUUCGAAUCCCCGGUGGCACAUGGCAACCCUGCUACUCUUCGCCACGUGGAUGUAUCAGUGCUGUACUCGUGUAGUGAUGCGCAUCCAGAACCCACAGCGAAUGAAACAUACGCGUUACAGAUUAACAACAACACAGCGUCCAUCAUUGCCGGUGAGGUCUGGGGAGCUUUGAGGGGCCUGGAGACCCUGUCUCAGCUGGUAUAUGUGUCAGAACACAGGCAGGUACAUACAACAGCUCAUAGUGAGCAGCCGUGUGUUCACAUGGCCGACAUCGUGGACUUCCCACGCUUCCACCACCGCGGCGUCAUGAUCAACACCGGUAUCCACUUCCUCCACCCAACAACCAUCAAGAAGAACCUGGAAGCAAUGGAACACAACAAACUGAAUGUCCUGCAUUGGCGCUUAGUGGAUGACCAGUCCUUUCCCUGGGUUAGCAAGGCCUACCCUGACCUCAGCAACAGGAGCUCCAAAAGGGAGACCUACAACGCUGCUGACAUUGCGGGUAUCGUGGAGUUCGCCCGACAGAGGGGUAUCCGGGUAGUUCCUGAGCUCGACUCUCCAGGUCACACCGCCUCUUGGAGAAACGGCGUCCCCGACGUCAUGAUCAACUGCGCCGACAACAACUCUCAACAAGUGCUCGACGUCAGCAUUAACAUCACCUACACCGUGUUAAGAGGGUUGUGGGAUGAUAUGCUCACAACGUUCCCGGGACGAUAUGUACAUCUUGGAGGGGACGAGGUGCCCACGUUGUGUUGGGCUAAAUCCAAAGAUGUCGCUAUAUUCAUGGAAAGAGAAAAAAUUAAAGAUUACGGAGAAUUGCAGAACUAUUUCACCAGAAGAUUAUCAAGCAUUGUAAAUCAGCUAGACAGCAACAGGAAGCUUGUGUUCUGGCAAGAUGUACUGGACAGUGGAAUCAGUAUAGAUGAACGAGCCGUAAUUCAAAUAUGGAAACCGAAUCCUAAGGCCGCCACGACUUUAGCGGUCAGCAGAGGCCAUAGGGUCAUCUACUCAAGUCCGUGGUGUCUGAACUACGUCACAUCCGGUAUGGACUGGGCGAUGCUCUACUUAGCCGAUCCCCUGGAACACACAGUUGGUGCCACUGAAGAGGAGGUGGUGAUGGGUGGGGAGGCCUGCGUCUCGGGGGAACACGCGGUGGACUCCAGCCUUCUACAGACGGUGUGGUCCCGUGCCAGUGCCAUGGCGGAGCGGAUGUGGAGCGACCGCAACGUCAGGAAUGUACCGGAAGCGCAAGUCCGUCUGGAGGAACAACGGUGUCGCAUGAUAAGGAGACGCAUCCCCAUCAGUCCUCUGAACGAACCCAGCUCGUGCAAUCUGCACGUGCCAUGACGACUAGUGACGUCAUGACUGGAAACUCUCUGUGACAGUGCAAUGGUAAAUGGAUGUGAUGCCCAAGUCGACCGACUGCCAGGCACCGUGCUUCACACAUCGACAAAAAACAUUACCCCUACAUAUUAACGGAACUAUAUUGUGUAUGCUUGAACCAUGAGAAACCUUUGUCUUGCGAUAACCGUGGCAAGCUGCACGCUUCAGUGUCAGCAAAUUGCCUUAUCACUCCUAUUGUAUCAAUACGCCACUGGAAACUAUAAGGCCCCUAAGCCCACUAGACCGUCAUAAUUGAAGUCUGAACGCUCGAUGUAUCGUGUAGCUUAUAUUGAAUAUGUGGCUGUGGAAUGAGUUUAUUGCCAACUCCAGGCCAUUCUGUUCUGGACAGACUCCGGCCAGAGGCUGUGAGAUGAUGAGUUACAUGUGGUGGUACUGAGCUGAAACCAUCGCAAGGCCGUCGCGACCUGACUGCGUUCUCAACACACAGCUUUCUAUACAUUGUCUUUCAUGAUUCGAAUUACCUAUAAUCAUACUUAACAGUUUUGUUGUUUUUUUGUUGAACGCCGCACUCAGCACUAGUCCAGCUAUAUGACGGCGGUCUGUAAACAAUCGAAUCUGAACCAGACAAUCCAGUGAUUGUCAUUAUGAGCAUCGAUCCACGCAAUUGGGAUACGAUGACAUGCAUCAACCAAGUAAGAGAGCCUGACCACCCAAUCCCGUUAGUUGCCUCUUACGACAAGCAUGGGUUUCUUAUUGUAUAGAUUUGAUGUAAUCGUCUACCUGUGCAGUAAUUGAUAUAAUCUACCUGUGCAGUACAUUAUAUAGUCUACCUGUACAGUAACUGAUGUAGCCUACCUGCACAGUAAUUGAUAUAAUCUACCUGUGCAAUAACUGAUGUCGCCUACCUGUACAGUAACUGAUAUAGUCUACCUGUACAUUUACUGAUGUAGUCUACCUGUACAGUAACUGAUUUAGUCUACCUGUGCAGUAACUGAUAUAAUCUACCUGUGCAGUAACUGAUAUAGUCUACCUGUACAGUAACUGAUGUAGUCUACCUGUACAGUAACUGAUUAAGUCUACCUGAACAGUAACUGAUAUUGUCUACCUGUACAGUAACUGAUGUAGUCUCCCUGUGCAGUAACUGAUGUAGUCUACCUGUACAGUAACUGAUGUCGUCUACCUGUACAGUAACAGAUAUAUUCUACCUGUACAGUAACUGAUGUCGUCUACCUGUACAGUAACUGAUGUCGUCUACCUGUACAGUAACUGAUGUAUUCUACCUGUACAGUAACUGAUGUAGUCUCCCUGUACAGUAACUGAUGUAGUCUACCUGUGCAGUAACUGAUAUUGUCUACCUGUGCAGUAACUGACAUAGUCUACCUGUAAAGUAACUGAAAUAGCCUACCUGUAGAGUAACUGACAUAGUCUACCUGUACACUAACUGAUAUUGUCUACCCGUGCAGUAACUGAUAUUGUCUACCUGUACAGUAACUGAUGUAUUCUACCUGUGCAGUAAAUGAUGUAGUCUACCUGUACAGUAACUGAUGUAGUCUACCUGUACAGUAACUGAUGAAGUCUACCUGUACAGCAACGGAUGUCGUCAACCUGUACUGUAACUGAUGUAGUCUACCUGUACAGUAACUAAUGAAGUCUACCUGUACAGUAACUAAUAAAGUCUACCUGUUCAGUAACUGAUAUAGUCUACCUGUACUGUAACUGUGUAAUCUACCUGUACAGUAACUGAUAUAGUCUACCUGUACAGCAACGGAUGUCGUCAACCUGUACAGUAACUGAUAUAGUCUACCUGUACAGUAACUGAUGUAGUCUACCUGUACAGUAACUGAUGUAGUCUACCUGUACAGUAACUGAUGUAGUCUACCUGUGCAGUAACUGAUAUAGUCUACCUGUACAGUAACUGAUGUAGUCUACCUGUACUGUAACUGAUGUAGUCUACCUGUACAGUAACUGAUGUAGUCUACCUUACAGUAACUGAUGUAGUCUACCUGUACUGUAACUGAUG